Messenger RNA from Erigeron canadensis, 1423 nucleotides. Its product is annotated as probable magnesium transporter NIPA1. Gene Ontology annotation, biological process: magnesium ion transport. Lineage: Eukaryota; Viridiplantae; Streptophyta; Magnoliopsida; Asterales; Asteraceae. Gene Ontology annotation, molecular function: magnesium ion transmembrane transporter activity. Gene Ontology annotation, cellular component: membrane. The transcript has 8 exons. The coding region runs from base 186 to 1169 and encodes 327 amino acids. The record is from RefSeq and is a predicted model, not a curated record.
UAUAUCAAUAUAUAUACACUUUAUGUGUGCUAAGUUGAAUAUAUUAGAUUAAAUUGGGAUUUUUUGAUAUACAAUUGGAAAGAUUGUAAAUUUUUCAUUUUGGGUUGGUGGGUGUUUUUACUUUUGGUUGAAAUUUAAGCAAGUUGUUGAAUUUUAGGGUUUUGAAUAUAUUUUUAAUUUGAAAAAUGGGGGGAAUGUCAUCUGAUAAUAUACAUGGGCUGAUAUUAGCAUUAUCUUCAAGUGUGUUUAUUGGAUCUAGUUUUAUUAUUAAGAAAAAAGGUCUCAUGAAAGCUGGUGCUACAGGAAUCAGAGCAGGUUCAGGAGGCUAUUCAUACUUGAAAGAACCCUGGUGGUGGGCUGGGAUGGUCAGCAUGAUCAUAGGCGAGGUAGCAAAUUUUGCUGCUUAUGCAUAUGCUCCGGCAAUUCUUGUAACCCCGUUAGGAGCUCUAAGUAUGAUAAUUAGUGCAGUUUUAGCCCAUUAUUUUUUGGAUGAGAGGUUACAUAUUUUUGGUGUAAUCGGGUGUGCACUCUGUUUGGUGGGUUCGACCACAAUUGUCUUGCAUGCUCCACAAGAGACCCAAGUUACUUCAGUUAAAGAAGUUUGGUACUUUGCGACCAAGCCAGGAUUUCUCGUCUAUGCAUGCAUCGUUUUGGUUGUUGUUGGGAUACUUAUUUAUCGUUAUGUGCCACUCUAUGGUGGAACUCAUCUGGUUAUAUAUGUCGGAAUUUGCUCUCUCAUGGGCUCCCUCACGGUUAUGUGUGUGAAAGCAGUGGGAAUUGCCAUGAAACUAUCAUUUUCAGGUAGUAAUCAGUUUAUAUAUCUCCAAACAUGGGUUUUCACCGUGCUACUUUGUGGUUUCAUUCUUCUGCAACUCAACUAUUUGAACAAGGCACUAGACACCUUCAAUACAGCAGUGAUUUCGCCAGUUUAUUAUGUCAUGUUUACAAGCCUCACCAUCUUGGCUAGUAUGAUCAUGUUUAAGAACUGGAAGCAUCAAAAUGCGUCACAGAUUGUUACAGAACUUUCAGGUUUUGUGACCAUUUUCUCGGGGACUUUUCUUCUUCACAAAACAAAAGAUAUGGGAACUCCAGCUACUACAGAGUCUCCUAAACAGUCAAAUUUAUCAAACGGAAGUCAGAAUGAAAGCCCUAGAAGGAUGGAACAGUGACUAUUAGUUUUGUGCUAGAUUAGAGGAUUUUGACAAAAUGGUUACUGGUGGUGAAUUGGUUAUAUGUCUAGAUGCUGCUGACAAACAUCAAACAUGAGGAUUAGUUUCAGACUUUUAGCAUUAUUGUUAUUUAUAUUAGUUAAUCUAAUUAUACUGCGUUAUGGUGUCCAUAUUAGGACAAACUUGUUAAAAAGAUUUUGAUUGUCAUUAACUAUUAGUUCUAACUUUCAAAAAUUUUUAUGUUUUGCUCUUCA